GACAGUCCAAUCGGACGCGUCCCCCAAUGGCGGGGACGGUACCAAUGGUGUGAAAGGGGGGAAGUGUUGCCUCCAGUCUCCGUAUGGUCUCCCGAAGGGCUCCUUCUGCAGGGCUUUUCUGAGCAGCAAGGAGGGACUGCCUGGGGUGUCGAGGAUGGCAGCUCGACGUGUGAUAAAAGCGGUCUUGGUGGAUCUGAGUGGUACGCUUCAUAUAGAAGACUCAGCUGUGCCAGGAGCCCAGGAAGCGCUUAAAAAGUUGCGCUCUGCUCCCGUGACCAUCCGGUUUGUGACGAACACAACAAAGGAGUGCAAGCAAGACUUGCUCGAGAGGCUGAAGAAACUGGAGUUUGACAUUAAGGAAGACGAGAUCUUCACGUCUCUGACGGCAGCCCGAAAUUUGUUGGAGCAGAAAAAGGUUCGGCCGUUGUUGAUGGUGGAGGAAAAUGCUUUGCACGAUUUUACAGCUCGCCGCCAGAUGAACAUAAUCUAUCCUUUGCUUAAUGGAGCCAGAUGCUUCCAGGGAGUGUUACAAAGUAUAGACACAAGCCACCCGAAUGCUGUAGUAAUUGGGUUGGCUCCUGACCAGUUCAACUAUCAAACUAUGAACAGAGCUUUCAGGUUGGUGCUGGACGGGGCUCCGCUCAUAGCUAUCCACAAAGCAAGGUAUUACAAGAAGAAAGAUGGCCUUGCCCUCGGCCCAGGACCCUUUGUGACCGGCCUGGAGUAUGCCACUGACCAGAAGGCCACGGUGGUGGGGAAGCCAGAGCGGACGUUCUUUCUGGAGGCCUUGCGUGGGACCAACUGUGGACCUGAGGAAGCCAUCAUGAUUGGCGACGACUGCAGGGAUGACGUCGGGGGUGCCCAGAACGCUGGCAUGCUGGGAAUACUGGUGAAGACCGGGAAAUACCGAGAUGCCGACGAAGGCAAAAUUAACCCACCCCCCUACUUAACCUGCGAGAGCUUUCCCCAUGCCGUGGAACACAUCCUCCAGCAUCUGCUCUGAAGAAGCACCGCAACUUUUGAACGUCGCCUUCCGGUGGCCACAAAAUGAAAUGGCCCACAGUAUCCGUUGCAGAGCGUUUGGAUUUUCUGGGUGCAUUGCCGUUGGACUCCACCCUUUUGGGGGACUGUGAUGGAAUGAAUGUUCUCACCGUAAACAUUGCUUCCCACACCCCAGAAAGUUAAUCCUGUCCAACCUUCCCGUCUUGCCUGACUCUGUGUUCUGGCCUAGGCUUCCUGAUAUAGUAAAAAGCAUACAAUUUG
Molecule: messenger RNA, 1263 nt
Organism: Ahaetulla prasina
Lineage: Eukaryota; Metazoa; Chordata; Lepidosauria; Squamata; Colubridae
Gene: HDHD2
Product: haloacid dehalogenase like hydrolase domain containing 2
Exons: 8
Coding region: 155-1003 (282 amino acids)
Biological process (GO): dephosphorylation
Molecular function (GO): phosphatase activity
Source: RefSeq, a predicted model, not a curated record